UAAACUUUAAUAACAAUGAAACUGAGUACAUGUAAUUCGUUUGAACGCCACGGAACGAAGCAACGAAAUGACCGCCGCAUGGUCGUCGUUUCCCACUCCACGCAACCUGCUAAACGCGUUCAAACACCUGCUUGCAUGGAGCGGUACGCCUUAAGGGGAAUCCCCUCAUUAUUGCCAUUGUAGUCGCCAUCUAGCUUUGAAGAGAUCAAACUAAUUUUCGGUUCUUGUUCAGCAUCUCUGGCGGUAAAACGCCCCAAACUUGUCGAUAUAUAGUUCUUACUUUUCACGCUAGAUGGCGCCAUUAAGGUACUCUUACUCGAUCCCUUUGCGGUCCAUUGAAAUAAUCCAUUGAAAUCAGAGAAUUUGGACCGCAAAAGGUUAAAUUAAUCAUAAUAUUAAUUCGAGUAUAAUAGUUUCACUGAUAUUAAACCUAGUAUAUGUCAUUAUAUGUAUCGAAACAUGAAUGAACUGAAAAUUUAAUCAGCCUCUAAGGGAAAUGAAUAUAAUUGAUAAUAUCAGUGACGACAUCUUAGAGAAAAUGUGUUUCAAAUAUAUGUUUUACACUUUUUCUUAUGGACCCUUUUCCAUUAAGUGAUACCUACACCGCUUCCCGUGUUUCCUAGAUCAUCCCUGAUCAUCCCUUCUUUUUCAUCGCGUCCAAGAGGGGAUGGAGCCAAGGUGUUUGACGUCAAGACCGCUAAGAGAGCCAUCGCGCGGCAACGAGUACAUCAUACUCACUCGUUUGAAGAUCAGGUACCGACACGGUUACCGAUUUCGCUCGUGAAAAAACGCGCGGUACGGUUUUUUUUAUUUUUUACUCGUUAGCGGAUGUGCCCCCUCGCGAUUUUCGGUAACGCUUACCGUUUUCGUUCGCCCACGGCGGUCUUGAUGCUGGAACGAACAUAAUCGCGCGGAGUUGCUCGCUCAUCCUUGCCAACUGUAGACGGAAGUCGACAGGUAAGGCAAAAACGAAACGCGGUGACUUCGUUCGACGCGUAAAAUCAUUUGUUGUUUCGAGUAAUCGGCUUUCAGUGAUCGCUCCUCUUCGGCUACGUAUACAGAGAUGGGCAAAACAUUUCUAACUAGCUAACAAUUUCCAAAUAACGAACGAAAGAUGAACACGAAAUUCAAAUUUAUGUUGCGGUAUAAAAUAUAUUAAAAUGAAUAUUUUAAUUGAAUCACGACUGAGAGAUAAUAGUCGUAUUCGAAAAGACUGGUUUAGAAACAGAACUACAGUCAAACUCCGCCUCUUGCAUAUGUAUCAGCAUAAAUAUAACGUGUUCAUCUUAUACGUACCCUUACAUAAUUGCGCAACAAAGAUGCUAAAUAAAAUAGAUAAAAAUAAAUAUAGAGCAAACUGAAGAUAUCGAGAUUUGUUGAUAGUUCGAUCCAUUAGUCGUUGGAUUUGGCUCUCUUCGAGAGAUAUAAUCGAAUUAGACGCAGAAUUUCAAAAAGACUGGAGGCUCCACGAACUGGUUCCGAGGCGUUUGGACAAGUUACGAAAAUGAAAAUCAAUGGUUCGAAUAACAGAGCGAUGAUUCUCGUUUUCGUUUAACUGAACAUUUUAGUUAUUAAAUCGAGGAUUCGUUACCUAUUAUUCGAAUCGAAUUUUGCCCGUCUCUGCUCGUACCGCUUCGGUAUAGUUCGGCGAUCCGUGACGGACAUUUUCAAAUUCAGCGUCGUAAUUAUAUAUUCAAUGCCAUCGAAUGUGAACUUUAAACGCGUAAAAAAGAUCGGCGUGUAUCGUUUUAAAAUUUAACUUUUCAAUCAUUAGAAAUAUACAAGGAAUUCGUUUCUGGUUCGUUUACUUGGAAUCUCUUAAUUUCAUUUUUGCACUCGAAGGGAUAUCACGAUCAUCUUGACAAUCGAAACGUAGCCUGAUAACUAGACUGCGGAUCUUCAUGCAAAAUAAAAUCUUUUGCAAAACGUACCCAAAAGAACUGUACCUAAACAGGAAUUUAUUAUCUUAAUUUGUUCUCUAAAAAUCUCUAAAACGCUUCAUCUAUUACUUCGCUCUGCGAAUAUCGCGAUACAAACUUUACUAUUAUAUCGUUUGAUAAAAUUUCGUAUAAAUGCAUAAAAGUCCACAGUUAAUUAACAACGAAUCGAAUGAACUCGUCAGGUGUUCGCCCCUGUGAAAAUAACCGCGACGUUCUCCAAGUAUAUUUCUUUCUUACACGAAGAGCGCGUCACCUCCGAUUUCUUUGGUUGCGAUCGACGAAUGUUUGUGCAUAAGUGAUCAUGUCUGUAAAAGAGAUAAACGAAAACAGAACACUAUCAUUACACAGUGAAAGAGAACGGGGAGACAGUUGACUUCUUGCGAACGAUUAAAAUUUUCGUAAGCGAAAGAACAAAAGGAAACGGCGGAAGGUGUGUGAAAAUGCCGGAUACUAAGGCAAUUGCACAGCUGACAAUCACAACGUGAGCGGGGUUUGUUCGUUUACGCGGAUCAUCCGGGGGAUAAUGAUUACAGAACAGUCCUGGACCAUGAUGCUGGACAGCGAUGUCGCGGGCAUCAAUGAUAUUUCCCCGAGGAAACAAUUAUGGAUCAAGGCAGUGAAGAAGCUGACCUCCGAGAGGCUGGGCAGAGAGGGAUUGGCGGCGUGGCAGGACAGGGCCUCCAACAACGACCCAGAAGUUCCGGAACCUGAGGAAGACCUCGAACCUGACGAUCCAGACACCGAUCCCGACGAGGGUCUCGCCGAUGAACCUGUCGACGCUGAAGCUCAACCGCAACCAGAUGUUUUCAAGAAAGGAGUCCUCUAUAAGGGAAUAUUCUGUCCGUCGCUGUCGAACAGUUUCCAUAGCAAGCAGCUGGAGAUCUCGUACCUCCAUUACUCGAACCGUCAACGGCAGAAGUCGCUGAUAAUGCUCAACAUCGUCGAUCUAAGCCUAAAGAUGGUUCUCAUGGCGAUAUGGCUGUGGCAAAGGGAAGAGGGCAGCGGCGGUCUCAUCGAAUCCUUAUCCUGGGCGUCCUGUUGCAUGGCGGCGAACCUGGCGGUGUGCAUUCUCGGCUGGUGGCGGUGUUUCUCCAAUAAUUACUUACACUGGGCUUCCAUAUUCACUUGGUUACUGAUCAACUCGCAAGGUUUUAUAGGAGCCGGUCUAGACUUCUCUAGCCAGCAACGUCUAAUGUGGUACAUUUUGUUUGUCGUGUACGCACCGUACGCCAUGCUGCCGUUGCCUUUGAGAUGGUGCGUCCUCGCCGGUUACGGAACAGCUUUAACGCACAUGGUUAUGGCGGGAAUAACUUUAUUGCGAGACCCGACAUACCUGCACGAUGUCGCGUGCAUAGUACGAAUGCUAACGACCAACGUCCUUCUUUAUCUUGCAAUGAAUCUAGCUGGCAUGUACACUAAGUAUUUGACAGACAGAGGACAGAGGCAGGCUUUCUUGGAGACCCACAGAUCAAUGGAGACCAGGCAGAGGACGCAGAAUGAGAACAACCGACAGGAGAAGUUGCUACUUUCCGUAUUGCCAGAUUUCGUGGCCAAAGAAAUGAUCAGUGAUAUCGCCCGUGAAACAGCUCGAGGUGGAACCAUCUCCUUUACACCCAAUCAAUUUCACAGAAUAUACAUCCAUCGCUACGAGAACGUUAGCAUACUCUUCGCUGACAUCAAAGGCUUCACCGCGUUGGCCAGUCAUUGUAGCGCCCAGGAGCUCGUCAAGGUGUUAAACGAUUUGUUCGCGCGUUUCGAUAGACUCUCCGCGGAGAAUCAUUGUCUGCGUAUAAAGUUACUCGGGGACUGUUAUUACUGCGUCUCUGGACUACCCACCGCCAGGAGCGAUCAUGCUCACUGUUGCGUCGAGAUGGGCAUGCAUAUGAUUAAAGCUAUAAGGGACGUACGAUACACCACGCAGGUUGACCUGAACAUGAGAAUAGGGAUCCACAGCGGGUCGGUGCUGUGCGGUGUACUAGGACUUCGAAAGUGGCAAUUCGACGUCUGGUCCUAUGACGUGACGCUGGCUAAUCACCUCGAGAGUGGAGGCAUACCUGGGCGGGUACACAUCUCGGAGGACACCCUGAAUUGUUUAAACGACGUGUACGACGUGGAGCCGGGAAACGGUACCGAGAGGGACAAUUACUUGAAAGAGAGGAACGUGGUGACUUACCUGAUCAAGCAAUUGGAGCCUGUGAAAAACAGGCGGAGGUUCUCCACGCGUCCUAAAGUUAUGUCAGAGGAGGACGCUGGGAAAAGUAAGAAGAGCUUCAAAGUGAACAACCCGUUGGCUGCGAACAUAAGUGCUCCGAAUACGUCGACGGACGACGAGAUCGGAGUCGACUGGACGCCAGAGAUUCCGUUUGAAAACUUGAACACGUCGUCAUCGGUUAGUAAUUUAGAGUCGGAGUAUCUCGAGGAAGAGAACGGUUCUGCUAAGAAUGCGAAAGCUGCAGCGUCUGGACUGAGGGCCGCGGGCCUUGAAACAGCGAGCAACAAGCGUAUGAGAUUGGCGAACAUAAACGCUUGGACUUUGCGCUACAACGACGAAAGCCUAGAAUCAAAGUUCGGCCAAUUGCGGGAGGAUAUGUUCAAGUCCAACAUGAUCUGUUGCUUCGUUGUGUGGAUAUUUAUCGCGAUCUGCCAGGCUAUUAUAUUGCCAGACUGUACGAUCCUCCUGCUCUCUCUGCUGGCGACAACGUUGGUCUUGGUGGCGUCGUCCAUCCUGGUGAUGGCGGAGGAGUUCAAGAGUCUCCCGACGUACCUGCAGCACGCCUCCUCGAUGCUGGUUCACAAUAAACAGCAUCGAACGAUCUUCAUAUGCAGCGUGAUCAGUUUGAUGGCACUGACGUCGAUCGUCGGGGUCCUCGCGUGUCCAGCGUCCAUACGACGGUACCCAGAGGCCAUGGUACUCGAACGACAGCAACUGACUACGCCAACUUUGCAGCCAGAACGACUGGUGGCCACGACUGUCGGCCUGGACCAGUUCAUACUGACGUUCCUGGAGACAGCUCUUCGCGACGAGUCUCCCGAGGAACGGAGAGACGGAUCCCGCGAGGAGAAUCACACCGCGCCCCACUUACCCAACGACAUUGGAACUUUAUUGGCCAGACCUGGUAACGGAGGGGCUAACUUGGCGAAAGGUCGAAGAAGAAAAGAAUCGUUCAGGGACGAGGAUGUUGACUUGAAGAAGACAACGUCGACGCCACAGACGGAGCCUCGAGCUGAACCUUUGUAUUCUUCGGAUUACGACGAGGACAUAGUCCUGGGGACCACCUGUGUUCGACCUGAAUACAUGGUGUUCACGUGGAUCUUGUGCCUCAUAGCGCUCGCCUCGGCUCUUAAGCUGUAUUAUCUUGUGAAGACAGCGUUAGCUACCAUCAUCGUGUCCGUCUACGCUGUGCUGAUCCUCGUGGUCUGCAAGGACUUCUUCUCUAUCCCCGACGAGGAGAGUUCACCGUCGAUACCUCUCUCGGCGCAGAUGUUGACGUUUCUGUGCGUGUUCCUCGUGAUGGUCACAUACCAUGGCAGAUUAGUAGAGGUGACGUCCAGAUUAGACUUCCUGUGGAAACAGCAAGCCGAAAGGGAGCUGAGCGAUAUGAUAGAGUCGCGUCACAACAACAUGCAGCUGUUGAAGAAUAUUUUGCCAGACCACGUCGCUCAUCACUUCCUCACCCAGGAACGAGCGCCAGAGGAACUGUACUCUCAAUCGCGGGAUAAGGUGGGCGUGAUGUUCGCCAGCGUACCGAACUUCACCGAGUUCUACUCCGAAGACGUGAAUAAAGGAAUGGAGUGCAUCCGUUUGUUGAAUGAAAUCAUAGCUGAUUUCGAUGAACUCCUGGACGAGAAUCGGUUUCACUGCAUCGAGAAGAUAAAGACAGUUGGCGCGACGUACAUGGCGGCUUCUGGUCUCAAUCCGAGCGAAAACGAUACAAACAAGGACGACAUGGAGCAUCUUUGCAGAUUAGUGGACUACGCGGUAGCCAUGCGACUACGUCUCGAGGACGUCAACAUCCACUCGUUCAAUAACUUUGAUCUGAGAGUCGGGAUCAGCUGUGGCGCGUUGGUUGGCGGUGUCAUCGGUGCUAGGAAGCCCGUGUUCGACAUCUGGGGCAAUACAGUGAACCUGGCUUCUCGUAUGGACUCCACAGGAGUCAUGGGGAAGAUACAGGUUCCGCAGGACAUUGCUAGGUUCUUGGAGUCGAGGGGAUAUCAGACCCAAAAAAGAGGACUCAUCGAAGUGAAAGGCAAGGGAACGAUGGAGACUUACUUCGUGCUGGGAAAAGGGUCCAUGCAGCAGGAGGGCUCGACGAAACACACGACCAGAUGUCGAAGUCUCGCGGCCGUCGUUUAUGGUGUCGUUCAAGCUCGUCGCAAGCAAAUGCGAGCGCUUCGAAGGACAUAAACUUCGUAAUCGUAUCAGUUUCCCUGUACAAUUUGUUGGUGCCUACUUGCGUAAAUGGCUCACCUUGCGUGGCACUCGAAACAGAACAUUUCAUUACUUUCUCUUUCAGGAUGAUAACAAAGUAUUUAGGACAUACUUUUUUUUUUACAUCUAGACGUAUAAAUAGCGUGAUCCAAUUUUUGUUAAUUUUAAAUAGUUACAUGGUAUCGUGUAUAUUAUUGUUUAUCUUUCAACAGAGACUUUUGAAACGAGUACCGACCAGUUAUCGAUUAGAUAUCAAUUGAAAUAUCAAACCAGACUUUACUAUCGAUCGGUGGCAAAACGAAUGCAUAUGGGUAGAUUUAAUAUUUUUAUUGCAUUUUCUCUGCGUCCGUUAUAUUUUUGUUCUCCGUCGAUCCGGGCUGAUUUCGCGUAUCGAGAAACAAUAGAUGUACGAUGAGUAUAAUGUUGUUCGAGAUUGUGUUACAUCUAGUCAAACAGAAAACUGUGUCAUGUAAUGUAAGAUAUGUAACGGACACGAGCAUGGACAUGGUCGGGAGUUGCUUCAGCGUCGAGGGCUGUACGUUGCAAGGAAUGAAAAUAAUUGUCGAACGUUGCAGGCAGCUUUUCUUUUUUGGGAAAAGUCAAUUUAAUAAUAAUUGCAAGGGCAGCAGCGUUCGUGUCGAUAAUUAUAAUGUACAGCACAGUCGAGCUCUGUGUAACUGUAUAUUACAUUGUUAUGGUAAACACAAUAUAUUUUAAUUAACCGUAAUAAUAAUCCAUGAUAAUAAUAGUCGUAAUGAUAAUAAUAAGGCUAGCUACAGCGUGAUCCCCCGCUCGAAGAGACCACCCGAUUCCGACUGUACACUUUUACAACGUACUUCAAUAAUAAUCUAAUUACAUUAAUAUAAUUAGCAUAAUCAUUACAAUCUGAACCUAAUUCGAAGAAUGAUGUCGCGACACGUGGGAGGGAACGUCUUGGUCUUUCGAGAAAUCAAUGUCUUUCGGAGUCCACGACAAUCCUAGUCGUACUGUUUCAGCGAUGGACAAAAUUCUAUUUGAAUAUGAAAUAUAUUAACGAACAAAUAGCUGUUUUCUCUUUUCACUCUUUGCCCAUCGUUGUUCCAUAACCUUUGCUUCCGGUACGAUCCGAGCGCUGGUUAGAGAGGUUAGGAACGACGCGCAUCGAUUUCUCGAAAAACGACGUGUGGCGUCUCUUAAAAAUUUCCGUUUUCCUUUCUUCCUUAUUAUUAUUUUUUUUUUUUUCAUUUACGAUAUAAAGGCACUGUACACGUAAACAUACAAUAUAUAGGAGAGCGCUAUAGGCGGUCCAGAUGUUACUUUUUAAACGGUAAAACGGUGGCCGUUGAAAAAUAUUAUAAUACGAUCUUUUUUUUUUUCUUUUGUUUGUUUGUUUCUUUAACCGUUAAGACGUUACACGCUUAAAAUAGGGGAGCGGUUUCCUUCGAUUCUAGCUGCAUUGGUCAACGCUAUUCUUUUUUUUUUUUUUCGACGUUAUAAUAUUUAUAUAUUUAUUUAUACAAUAUAUAUGUAUAUCUUAAACGUUAAGGAAAAAUAUAGACGACUAUUAUGUAUACCGAAUGUGCAGAACUCACGGUAACUAUUCAGGAGGAAAAGUAAUUGGUCAAUGCGAUCAGAAGUUAAGAAAACGCUCCGGGUUAAAGGUUGGGAUCUGUUUUUAUCACAAUUUGGCAGUGAACGUUUUCACGUUUAAAAUACAGUUUUACAAGUUCUCUUCUUUAAGAGCUACGUAUCGUGAAUCUUCAUCUCUUCCGUAUUGUUUUCCCUCUUUUCUGCUAUUGUGCUCGCUACGAUUUCGCUUUUUUUCCCCCUUUCUUUACGAGAAAUCGAAAAUACUAUUUCCUCUCCUAAUAUUCUCGGUUGUUCAGAAAAAAAUAAAUCUUUCCCUUAUUUUCGUGUCUGUUCGUUAACCUCGUUAAGUACAGGGUGUCUCGAGACCGAAUGCUGAUCAAAAUAAUACCUGGCCUUCAUUUAUUUUAUGCAACGUUAUCGAACCUGGACAAAUGAAAAAUAAUGACUGCAUCAAAUUCUGCGUACAAAAAUUACACAAAUUUUGUCUCGACCACCAUGUUGCUAUUUAGGUAAUAUUUUAAACGGCACUCGGUUCGAAACGCUGCAUGUGAAUUAUUCAUUCCUAGAUCAUGUAGCGAAAAUAUGUUUUGUGUAAUGUUCUUUAAGAUUCAUCGUUAUUUCUGAUGUAUCUUUUGUUUGUUUCUUUCGAACCAGAAAUGAGCAAAAUUAUAUACUGAUACUUAGUAAUGGGUAAUAAUGCCAAUAUAUUCGAUUGAAUUUUUACUUUUUCGUUGUGGAAUAUUUUAUUCUACAAAUUAUGUUCUCAUUUUUAUUCAAUGAGUAACGAUUGUUCAUCCGUCGAAUGUUUUAUUUAGGUAAGAAUUUUGCCCAUCUCCAGAAAAGAGUUCAAGGAGAGGUCAGAGUGGUUGUUUAACCUGUUUCGCGGUAAUUCGCUAGCGUCUUGUGAGCAAUACUAAAUCGCCAUAAGAUUAUAAAACCAAUGUGAUUCUAAGGAUUCGUUGGUAUCAAAAUACGAUACUUCCUAAAGAUCUGUGUACAUACGUGCGGGAUAAACAAUCACGCGAUCGUUGCGAGAUGCAAUUAUUAUACAAUCCUGUUGCUUGUUUUUCGAUAUUAGAAAAAGAGAAAUCAAGUAUUUACAUCUACUUACAUUCCGUUAAAAGAUAAGUUUCCAACGUAUCCAACGUUUCGAUACCGUUCUCUUUAGUCGCGUUUCUUUCUGUUUUUUUUUUUUUUCUUUGCUCAACCGAAUCCGUCAUGUAUCAUGAAACUUAACAAAUGUAAAAGAAUUAAAAUUUUAUGCUUUCUAAGUUUCGACGCACCUCGACCAGCGAAUGUAAACUCAUCGAAGACCGGUCCUGUUUCAAUUAAGUGUACAAUUUGAUACACCAUUAAAAGUUUACGCUAACUGAUCCGUUGUUGCGAAUAGUACACUUCGUAUUUCUAAUGUAUUUUACGUUAUUUCGCGUUCCUAACUUAAAACAACACUUUUGCAGGCUGUUAAAGAAAUCUAGUACACCGCUUCGUCCGUAAAAGUACUGUUUUGCCAAUUGUUCAAAGUUAUAUACUAGACUUUUAAAUCAUCCUGCAUGAUUACAGCAUACAUUGCAAAAUCUGCUAUUAAAAUAAUGUUUAAAAAAAUCAAUAAAUUAUAAAGAAAA
This is a messenger RNA of Hylaeus anthracinus, 9560 nucleotides long. It is a transcript of the gene Adcy8, whose product is annotated as adenylyl cyclase 78C-like. Gene Ontology annotation, biological process: cAMP biosynthetic process; intracellular signal transduction; adenylate cyclase-activating G protein-coupled receptor signaling pathway. Gene Ontology annotation, cellular component: plasma membrane. Gene Ontology annotation, molecular function: adenylate cyclase activity. The transcript is spliced from 20 exons. Bases 2464 to 6345 code for a protein of 1293 amino acids. The record is from RefSeq and is a predicted model, not a curated record. NCBI's taxonomy places the organism in Eukaryota, Metazoa, Arthropoda, Insecta, Hymenoptera, Colletidae.